AUGACUAAUUUUGUCGUAAUAGUGACAUGCCUGUUGGCUGGCUUCAUUUCAGUACGAUGUUCUCUGACGCCAGGGUCAGAGACGCAAACAAUGUCCCAAGAGUCGUGCGCAUCCUGUGGGCUCGGACAUCCCGAUGAUUUGGAGAGAGUGGACACUGACUUUCUAGAGGCAGUUAAGAGGCAUAUACUGAGCAAAUUACAGAUGCGACAGAGACCAAAUAUCACUCACCCCAUCCCGAAAGCGGCAAUGGUGACAGCGUUAAGGAAACUUCACGCUGGCAAAGUGAGGGAGGACGGCAGGGUGGAGAUUCCAAAUUUGGAUGGACAAGCAGCCUAUAAUAAUGAGGUGCAAGAAGAAACCUCGGAAAUCAUCAGUUUCGCAGAGUCAGAUGAUCUUACGUCUUCGAAGUCAAGCCUCUACUUCUUGAUCUCCAAUGAAGGGAAUCAGAAUCUGUAUGUGCUGCAAGCCAACCUAUGGCUGUACUUCAAGCUGUUGCCAGGCGGGUUGGAGAAGGGCCUCCGGCGGAAGGUGACAGUGACUGUGCACUACCAAGAACCAGGUAGACAGGGCGGCCACUGGCCACUGGUGGAGAAACGCGUGGAGCUGAAACGAAGCGGCUGGCACACGUUUCCUUUGUCUGAGGCCGUGAGAGCAGUUCUCAGUAAGGGCGGCAGACGCCAAGAUUUGAAUGUGCAGUGCAAGGGCUGCGAGGAAGCAAACGUGUUGCCCGUCCUGGUAGACCCCAGUGACCCCUCGCAUCGACCCUUCCUGGUGGUGAGGGCGCGGCAGGCGGACGGGAAGCACCGCAUCCGAAAACGAGGCCUGGAGUGCGAUGGCAGCAGCGGGGGCCUGUGCUGCCGACAGCAGUUUUACAUAGACUUUCGGCUCAUAGGUUGGAACGACUGGAUUAUCGCGCCAGCGGGUUAUUAUGGGAACUACUGUGAGGGUAGCUGCCCGGCUUACAUGGCGGGUGUGCCCGGCUCGGCCUCCUCUUUCCACACUGCGGUUGUGAAUCAGUACCGCAUGCGAGGCAUGAGCCCUGGUUCGGUGAACUCUUGCUGCAUCCCCACAAAGUUGAGCACUAUGUCCAUGCUCUAUUUCGACGAUGAGUACAACAUCGUGAAACGGGAUGUGCCUAAUAUGAUUGUGGAGGAAUGUGGCUGUGCCUGA
This is a messenger RNA of Chanos chanos (milkfish), 1170 nucleotides long. It is a transcript of the gene inhbb, whose product is annotated as inhibin subunit beta B. NCBI's taxonomy places the organism in Eukaryota, Metazoa, Chordata, Actinopteri, Gonorynchiformes, Chanidae. The coding region runs from base 1 to 1170 and encodes 389 amino acids. The record is from RefSeq and is a predicted model, not a curated record. Gene Ontology annotation, cellular component: extracellular region. The transcript has 2 exons. Gene Ontology annotation, molecular function: cytokine activity; growth factor activity.